Messenger RNA from Lineus longissimus, 4717 nucleotides. RefSeq lists its product as uncharacterized. Lineage: Eukaryota; Metazoa; Nemertea; Pilidiophora; Heteronemertea; Lineidae. The transcript has 2 exons. The record is from RefSeq and is a predicted model, not a curated record. Bases 1816 to 2925 code for a protein of 369 amino acids.
UGUUCUUCCUUGGAGACUGCAUAACCAAUAUCGUGCUUCGCGAUAUUGCCGGGGCUGAACCUGGGUGGAUACCACCGUCUUUUCAAUACACGUGAUUGUUGUCUGUCAGAAAGGUACCGGUUGUUGCUUCAUUGCGAAGGAAAGGAGACAUACGUGACCAAGCGCUUUGCUGUGAUACCGAUGGAUAUAUAGGAAGGAACCGGCCAUUGCUGCUUUGAUCGUGAAGGAAAAAGAUCAAGGAUCGGAGGAGAUAUCGGGGUGCGGACUGCGCGGAAAGCAACGUCUAGUUUGGCCUGCUUGCCAGUCGUCUAUUGUAGCAUUCAGAGAUUGCAGGAGAGUCGUUUAUUGGUGUGCGAAGAUAAAUGGCUCCAGUUUGAUUUGGAAGGAAGGAAAAAUACGGGUGGAGACUAUACAUGGGGACAGGAACGUGGUUUGGAUUGAUUGCCAAUCGUCUUUACACGGCAUAAUUAUAGUUUACCAUUCUUGGUAUGGGGAGAGCCGGGUUGGUGUAGCUCCACUGAGGAUAUAUAUACAGUGAAUCAGGUUUACACCACAACAAUGAUUACAAGGUUAAACUGCACGCCUGGAACAAGCUAAUGCAACCCGUGUUUAACUCGUGCUGCCAGUUGUCGGACUAGAUUCAUGUGAUGAUCAAAGCUAACAUUCAAUAACGUCAUCAUUUGCAAACAGGUUACUGCAGCCGAUAUAGCAACGUAAGAGGGAUGGUGUUUGUAAGAAUACGAAGUUGCUAAUGAAGAGAUGUGCGGAAUUAAGGAAGGACAAUUUUAAAUCCGUGGGUGGUAAGACCUAUAUUUGUGAAGAAGACAAUGAACUUUAGAUAGGAAAUGUAGAGAAAUCGACUGUUAGGGGCUAGUGACAGAUCUGCAAUUAGAAUAUGAUUACCAUUGUGCAAUUUUCAUUAUUGAUGGCACGAUCACCCUUCUGCUAAUGGUGCUACGUGUUGUCGGUGCAGUUUCCCGUAAAUCUACGAAGUGCGCUUCACUGUGACCAAAGCGCGGUGGCGUUCUUUAUUGAUGCUACCUUCCGCCCCCGCCAAGCCUAAUGGGCUAAUGGUGUAAAAGACCACGCCCCACUGUCCGAGUGUCUUUCCUUGUAGAAAAAGUGCGGCAAUUCUGAUAGUCAUGGUGCUAAGAGUUUGAUAUCAAUCAGCAAGAUAAAGGGAACAAAACAGGUUCAUUGCCAUAUUAUCACCAACGGAUUAUUUUUGGGAAACGAAUCUUCUAGAUAUUAUACUGUGUUUAUCCGAUGCAGAGCUACUGAGUGAAGCUUAUUUCAGAUACUAGAAUCUUCCAAGUCGAUGAUCGGCUGUUGUCCCGGCGAUGGUCAAGGACAAAGAGGCCUUUACGCACAUCUUGUCGCGGAUUGAAACGUAUCAGCAACAUCCUAGGUGUAACUAGACCUUCCCUCAGUUGGAUAUCGCCCCAACAGUUGAAAUUGAUUAGGAUAUGGACAAAGCAAUGUACAAUUGGAUAUUGAUUUCACCAAAUUUUUCGAGCAAUUAGUGAUUUAGUGAACUUCUCGAUCCAACUGCUAUCAAUUAGAACUGCGUCGUGAAAUUUACUACAUUCAUGUGAUUCGCCGCCAUCAUGCGACAGUGUCCCAUGGUGCAAUUAGCUGAUGCAGACGAUUACAUUGUGAUUAGCAGAUGGAUAACACCCCAUAAAAACACGUUCAACCAUCCCGCAUAUCGGAAAGCAUGUAUUCGAGGAUUCAUGCUCUCUUGUCAUUCAUUGCCUGGAUUGGUUUAAAAGACGUGUGUCAUUGGCGACUCUAUCAUAGUCUCGAGCGGUAACCAUGGAGAAACACCAUUUGGAAGCGAAUCAUGAGCAUGCUCCGGGCAUCCUUCGAAAGAGCAGUUUUGACAACCCAGGCAGCGGAGGUGCGAGAAGGAAGGAGUAUGGCCCACCGAUGCGGGGGGACUCGCGGGGAAGUAAGGAUGAGACUGCUGUCAGUUCAGAGGCGGACGGUUGUACCAGUGAUACCGGUGAAAGCCCGAAAAGAAGGGUCAGGGUCAGAGUAGAUUUUGACACAGAAAAAAACAAAUCAAAACGACAUUAUAACUUGAAAAAGUUGGCUGAAUUAAAUCGAGCCCAAAAGAAGCUGAAGAAUAGAGAUAUGAAAACGGUGAAAAGCUGUGAGGAUUUUCGCUCUCGGACCGAGAAACAUUCUAGUCCGAAUAAGAGUUGUGAAAACCUUAAGGGUGGAUAUAACAUGCGCAGUCACCGCCCAGGGCGGGAUGUGACGAACGAAGUGAAUGCGUACCCAAACAAAAGUUGUGAGAAUAUCAAUUUACUCCUGCCAGACGAUAGCCCGUUAAAACGACAAAGCUAUCAUAAAAGUUUCGAAGAUCUGCUGACAGGAAAGGGGUUAGAGGGGAAGGGUGAAAAGCACCAUCAUAAACGUGACCGUCACCACCAUCAGCAUCAUGGCGUUGAUAAAUCCUGUGUUGCGAGUCCUGCCCGAUCCCUGCCCGACCGCUUCCAUCAAGCGUCUACAGAAAUAAACGCCACGACAACUGCUGAUAAAAACGGUAAAGGGAAAGAAAAGAAGAAAGAACCAAAAUAUGUCAUAAAGCACACUGUAAAAAUAGAAAAAUGGAACGUGGGUGUAGAAGGUGAAUGUAAUGCUGAAGCUAUGCAAAAGAAAUUUCGCAUGCAGGCGUAUAGCUGUGGUACUCAUAUCGUUGUGCCUGAACGGGGACUUCCUGUUCAGAACACCGAGGAGGUUCGGCGGAUUGGCCUUGUUGAUGGCACUGUUGUGGCCGAACUCUACGGCAAGAGGAUUAGGCUUCAUCCGGGUGAUAUCAUUGAGUUUCCUGCGGGACAGAAGAACAGUGUGAUGGCAGAGGGCGAGGAGUCCGCUACCGUGAUAUUGGGGACAAAACAAGGAUGUCUGAUAUCGUAAUCAGUGGGGACGAAGCAUGGGCUAUAAUGUCUUGUGUGUGUAAGUGUUAUCUGUUGGGUACAAUCCCCUAAAGCCCUUUUUCUUUUCUGAUGUGGAGAUAAAAGACACAAUAUAUAUAUUAAGACAAUAUAUUCACAUCAGAGCAGCCAAGGGUGUUGCCGCCAACCCAAAACAUGAUAGUGAGUGUAAAAUAUAGCCCGUUUAAAUCGAUGAAACGGCACUAAUUCUCAUUGCUUGAAUCAAUCAAAUGCAGCAUAUAGAAUGAUGUCAUUACUAGUGCUUCCGGGGGCUUGUAUCAUUUAAGUUUUAUGCCAGUUGGUACUUAGUUGCAUGUAUGUGUAAAGAUUGACCCGCCUCGUCGAGUUAAGGUGGAUCUAAAUGGACUAAUAAUGGCAAAGUGUGAUUUUUUUUCUAGCCGCCGAGAUCGGUAUUUUCUACACGUGAUGUGCAUGGAUGUUUGGACGUGCAAAGUUGUUGCAACGACUUUUUUCUUUUUGGACUGGUAUUUAUUGCCUUUUUGUACGAUCGCCGUGUGAUAACUCUAAAACCUGUGACGUCGCUAACUCAAAACUUUUACUCUAACGCAGUAAGUGAGAGCUCUAGAGCCCGGAAGUGAUGAUGACAAUAAGAUAUUAGAGAAAAUAGACAAGGAUUCAACCAGGAUUAGAUUUGUUACUAUGAAACUCAAUGGAAGUUUUACUUUCUUUAGCAAAGCAAUUUUUGAUCUGAUUAUGCUUGACAAAUCGUAGUACGCUAAAUGCCCAUGUAUGAAAGAAAACCGGCAAUGGCCUUGACCCCGAUUCAGUCUAAAUGAACCUGAGGGUCGGAUGCUGCUGUAUUUUCUACUUCAUUUGCUGCUUGAAACAUAUUUUAUGCAAAUACAGUAGUCCUUAAUUACUGUUUUUUAUAAUGACAGGGUUGUCUGUCGAACGCUUAAAGUGAUCUUAUCCCUGCGUUUUGGUUGUGAGUUUGUCCUUAUUAGACCAAUUCUGAGUAAUGGAUGAGGCAUGAGGCAUGGGAGAGUCGUUAGGAGCGAACCUGGUGUAAGCGUAGGCCCAACGCCAAUUCUUAUAGUGAAAAGCUUUUUUUGUUCGCCUGGUUUCUGAUAUCAUGAAAAUACAGAGAUUUCUAUAAAAUGUAGCUUCUCCCCCUCCAAAACCUGUGAAAGGCUACUUGUUGUUGUAAUAUAUAGGUAAGAUGAAUUGAUGAAAUCUGUGAUUGCCCGUGUGACCCUUUUAUAAUUUCAUAAGGGUUCGAAAGUAGUUUUCGGGAUCUUAAAUGUCCACUUAAUUUGCUCCCAUGAUGAAUAGUAUUACAUUAUUGCCCAUCCAGCUGUAGUUGUAUUCACAUACAAGGGUCACCCGCCUACUCCUCCUCUUGCAUUUUGCUUAAAUGAAGUACAGCAUUGGUGGAAAGUGGUCAGUGGACCAUUUACAAUGAUGAGUGUUUUAUUUUCAGAUAGAGUCUUAGCCCUAUUUUGAAAAAGUAUGUGCAAUGUUGUUUUCUACUGAAAUUGCCUUAGACCGCACUUUCACUUCUGAAAGUGGCAAUCCUGUAGUAUAAUUUUGAUAGUAUUUUCAGAACGAAAAUAUCAUAUAUUUUCGAUAGGUCAUAUGGAUUGUAGGUGGUAUUCUUAUAAAAUUAUUUGAGCCAUGUAGGCCUAUUGUUUGAUACUAUCUCCUGUCGCAUAAAUUGACGGCAUGAAUGUGGAUUCAUCCUUUGUAUAUUCAAAUGUAGCCUGUCGUUGAAAUGGAUAUAUGAUUGUAAGAAUAUACUAAAUGUUAAUAAAACG